This is a messenger RNA of Pogona vitticeps (central bearded dragon), 5676 nucleotides long. The record is from RefSeq and is a predicted model, not a curated record. NCBI's taxonomy places the organism in Eukaryota, Metazoa, Chordata, Lepidosauria, Squamata, Agamidae.
UUGCUAAACUUCGUCCCCCGAGGGAAGGCGUCAUUGUCAUCAGAAGGGGCGGCAGCUUUCUUCUGUGCAAGGACCGAGGCGGUGGGAUGCCUUGAUGGGCGGGGCCGAUUGUUCCUUCGGCGGUGUCUGCAGAAGGAGGAGGAGGAGGAGGGUCCUCUCGGGGCCGGGAAGGGCCAGUCCGAGGCGGGAGGGAGUCUGUCUGGAGUGGCCGAGGAAGGCGCAGGGUGUGCGGCCGGCAGGCGGGCGGGCGAGGCGAGGCGAUAACAGAAUUUACAUGCUUCAGUCUAAUGUGGUAAAGCAGUGUACCUUCCAGCAAACAACAUGAUGUCAAAUAGAAAUAAUCUCUCUUACCAGAGUCUUGGAACAGACUCCAAUAAACUGUUGGAAGAGUACAGUCACUUGCAAGGCCAGAUGGAAUUACAAAAUACCAGUUUAGGAAAGGAGAUGGUGAUGAAUUCUCUUGAAAAUGAUCUCCAGGAUAUAAUGGACCGGCUGAACCAGAAGAAAUAUUCAUCAAGUCUGAAAUUGAAAACAAAUGGUGACUACCCUGGUUCUUAUUUAACACUCUCACAGCCUCUGUCACCACCGAGGUCCAGCCCUGCGUCCAGUGUUAAAAGUGUGUCAUCUGUUACCAAAAUUCAAGGAAAUAAACCGUUAGCUUGUGAGAGCUCUUAUCUUUCAGAGAAGAAUGUUGCUGCAAAGCAUAUGGGCUCCAUUUCAGCCACAUCUCCAUUCUUAAGUGGGUACAGUUUAGGAAGGCGGGAAUUCGAUAUUUAUGCUACGAGAGAAAAUGAAAAACAUUUUGAACAUCUGGAUAAGUCUCCCUAUUCAAAGUACAGUCAGAAGAAUAAAUCUCACGAUAAUGUCUACUUCCCAGGAGGUCUGGAUGGGCGGAAAAACUCUGGAUCUCUUCUUGCGAUGUGGAAUGGAAGCUCAGGGAAUGAGGUCAUGUGUUCACCAAUCAGCAGCUCUGGCGCCGCCAGUAUGCCCUCCAGUCCAAAGCAAGGCAGGAGAGUGAACAUGCAUGAUCUCUUGUCACUUCAAUCAAGGGUAGCUAAGCAGAAGGACCCAACAAUGGAAACUCUAGGGUCUAGAACCAGGAAGUAUUCUGGUAGUUCAUUGAGCCACAUGGGGGUUUAUAGUCGUUCGUUACCUAGGCUUUACAAAUCGACGGAAAGCCAGCUCAUGGCACUAAGUUUGCCCCCAAGAAGCUCCCUUGGGAAUUCCAAAAGAAAAAAGACUCUGGAAAAAGAUCUUCUACCUCAAAGUACGCUGGAUGCUGACAAUUACCUUAAUUGUUCUUCUUACACCUCAGGGGUUUCACCGUAUACAAACCUUGCAUCUGAAAGUCAUUCCUAUGUGAAUUCUACUCUCAGUGUUCCUGCAAGCCCUCGUAUAGCUCGGAAAAUGCUUCUGGCUUCUUCUUCUUCUUCAUAUGCAUCUGAUGACUUUGAUAGAGUCUCAGGGACCAGCCCCAGUAAUUCUUUUAUUCCUGUAGACUCUGAGAGAGCAUUUCCUGUCAGAAGGAAGAUUUCUAACAGUUCCAUGGAGUUUGAUGAAGCAGAGCUGGAAAACGUGAGGCAGGCGCCUUCUGUUCGGGAGAGGAAGAAUAGCAUUAGUUCUGUCUCUGGAAGUGAUGACCUAAUGGACUACCACAGGAGGCAGAGAGAAGAAAGGCUUAAAGAGCAGGAAAUGGAGCGAUUGGAGCGCCAGCGUCUGGAAACAAUUCUUAACUUGUGCGCAGAAUAUUCCAAAUCUGACAGUGACCCUGCCACUGUUACAACUGUAGCUGAUGUUCAGAAAAUUAAUAAAGAACUUGAAAAGCUCCAGCUGUCUGAAGAAGAUUCAGUAUUUGAAGACUCUCAGAUGACACUGGAAACCAGAUUCAGAAACCACUUCCACCCACCUGCUGGAGAGUCUGAUUUCUCUGAAUUCAGUGAUUUUGGGCAAAAUUCUGUUGGCUUUUUUUCCCCUGGUGGGAUUAGGACCAAUAAACAUGUAACUGAUAACAGGACAAGUUCACCUCUACCUUCUUCUCCCUUCCUGAUGAAUGUCAAUGAAUCUUCAUACCUAAGCAUCAUGUCAAAGACAUCAGACUGCAUAAGUGAUGAACAAAGAGCACAGCAGCUCAACCAAAUGGAAGAGCAGCGUAUUAUAAUACUGAACAACCUGGAAGAACUUGAACAAAAGAUCAAGGAUUUAAAUGAUCAGAUGGAUGAGUCCUCCAGAGAGAUGGAUAUGGAAUGUGCUCUGUUGGAUGGAGAGCAGAAAUCUGAAACAGCUGAACUUCUCAAGGAGAAGGAAAUUCUAGAUCAUUUAAACAGGAAGAUAGCCGAGCUGGAGAGAAAUGUUAUUGGCGAAAAGACUAAGGAAAAAUUAAAGCUUGAUGCUGAGAGGGAAAAACUAGAAAAGCUUCAGGAGCUUUACUCCGAGCAGAAGACCCAGCUUGAUAAUUGCCCCGAGUCCAUGAGGGAACAAUUACAACAGCAGCUAAACAGGGAUGCAGACCUGUUGGAGGUAGAAAGCAAACACUUUGAAGAUCUGGAGUUCCAGCAGCUGGAAAAAGAGAGCCGGCUAGAUGAAGAGAAAGAGAACUUAACACAACAGCUUCUGCGUGAAGUGGCUGAAUACCAGCGCAGUAUUGUCAGUAGGAAGGAAAAAAUAUCUGCUCUAAAAAAGCAAGCCAGUCACAUUGUCCAGCAAGCACAAAGAGAGCAAGAUCAUUUCGUCAAAGAGAAAAAUAACUUGCUAAUGAUGUUGCAGAGGGAGAAAGAGAACCUUUGCAAUCUAGAAAAGAAAUAUGCUUCUUUAUCAGGAGGAAAAGGAUUUCCUGUAAGUCCCAGCAGUUUAAAAGAGGGUUAUAUGAGUGUAAAUGACAUUAGUGAGCUGUAUGGCAAUUCCACGACUAUAUCCCCUUCCACUCCACCCCCCACUGCUGCUGAUGCUGUUCCCACUGAACCUUCCACAGCUGGCCCGAUGAGCCAGCCGCAAAAUAAAGAGCUAAGAUCAUCUCUCUGUUCUGGAUUUGUGUUUCCUCACUCCCUCUCUCCUCGCCCUCUUGCUCCACUUUCACCAGCCCACUGGCCUGAGGCCAGGGCUGCAAAUGUAGAGUCUUUUCCUUUACCUGACACACCACCUCCUCUUCCAGCUAAGAAGCACCGAAGGCAAUCCCAGCAUUUCCGAAAUCUGGAAGAGAGGAAGAAACAUCACAAAGAAGGCCCUUAUAUGAGUGAUACUUUGCCACGCAAGAAAACGGCACCCUCCAUUUCACCCCAUUUCAAUAGUUCUACUCUUGGGCGAAGUGUUAAGGGCCAUGUGCCUCUUGGACAGAGCAAUAGCUGUGGCAGUGUCCUUCCUCAUUGCUUGGGAAUGACGACCAAAGAGUCUGAAUCAAGGAGGGCCCACAAAGGUUAUAACCAUCAACACACAUGUGAAGACCCAAGCCAGAAAUCUCCUGAAUUCUACAACAGAACGGCUUCUGAAUCUAAUGUAUAUCUGAAUACCUUCCAUUAUCCUGAUCAUAGUUUCAAGGACCAUACCUUUGACACUCUGAGUUUAGACAGUUCAGACAGCAUGGAGACCAGUAUAUCUGCCUGCUCCCCUGAUAAUAUUUCAAGUGCUAGUACUUCAAAUGUUGCAAGAAUAGAAGAGAUGGAAAGACUUCUGAAACAAGCUCAAGCUGAAAAGACACGGCUGCUCGAAUCCAGGGAGAGAGAAAUGGAAGCUAAGAAAAGAGCGCUAGAAGAAGAAAAGCGUCGCAGGGAACAGCUGGAGAAAAGGUUGCAGGAAGAAACCAGCCAGCGUCAAAAACUAAUUGAAAAAGAAGUUAAAAUACGUGAAAAACAAAGGAACCAGUCUCGCCCCUUGACUCGAUAUUUGCCAGUAAGAAAAGAAGAUUUUGAUCUCAGGAGUCACAUAGAGACAGCUGGUCACAACAUUGAAACCUGUUACCAUGUCUCGCUUACUGAGAAGACAUGCAGAGGCUUUCUUAUUAAGAUGGGUGGGAAGAUUAAAACAUGGAAAAAACGAUGGUUUGUGUUUGAUAGAAACAAGAGGACAUUUUCUUAUUAUGCAGACAAACAUGAAACUAAAUUAAAAGGAGUAAUUUAUUUCCAAGCCAUUGAAGAGGUCUACUAUGAUCACCUGAAGAAUGCUUAUAAGAGUCCUAAUCCAUUACUUACCUUCAGUGUUAAGACUCAUGAUCGAAUAUAUUACAUGGUGGCCCCAACACCAGAAGCUAUGCGGAUAUGGAUGGAUGUAAUAGUUACAGGGGCAGAAGGCUACACCCAUUUCAUGUUGUAGUAAAAUGAUGCAAAGUGACAGGGCAUAAUGCAAUGAUAGCCUCAGAUUUGGGAGUGAAAAGCCAUAUUUAGUUACAUUUGACAAACCACACAAAUUUGAAGAUACAGAUCACCUUCCGUUAUGCUCCCAAAUGAAACACAUACUUUGGAAGGGGGCAUUAAUAUUUAGAUUGUUUUAAUCACUGCCAUAGCAAAAGAAAAGAAAAGCUGCUUAAAAGAUUGUAGUGCUCCAAAAUGGAUAAUCAGAUCACCCUAAGCCUAGCAUAGAGAUUUGGUGGCAUUUUCUUACAAAUUCUAUCAUGCAGAGCAGAAUGUUCCUAAUAAAAAAAUAAAUAAAUCAUAGUUUUAAAGUAUUGGUAUACCCUUCAAUAUUUCAGUAUUAAGAAGUAAAAGGGAAAAGUGUGAUGCCUUUGUUUAAUAUACAAGAUUUCUGUACAAUAUAAAAUGUAUUUUCCUUUUAGAUAUUUUAUAACAAAUUGUAGAACUGCAGUGUGUGGUGUUUUUGUCUUAAUUUACUAGGGAACCAAAGAUUCACUGUAUGGUGAGAUUUAGCGUCUAGAGAAUAGGAAUUCUGUAAUUCUUUAUGAGUGCUAAUGGAUGUUUGAAAUUGUAUUAGCAUUUCCGUAUUUUGAAAAUACUGGUGAGGAGGUAUCAGCUGAGUCUGGAAGUGUUGUUUUGGGGGGCAAUUCCCAGAACUUCACAGUCAAUUCGGUCACUGGCAUAACAAUGACUGGAGGAUUCAAAAAAGUAAUAUUUCCCAGUUUCAUAUAAAUACAGAGUCUGCUUCAUUUUGUAAACACUUUUUCUUCCAAACAUCAGGGCUAUGCCUAAGAGAAGCCCUUCUCAGAGAGCAAUAUUAGAAGAAAAUCCCUAUGUACAAGACUCUUCUUUAUUUUCUUAUUAAUUCUGCCUUGUACUUAAUUGCUUAGAAGAUCAAAACCUUUCUCCUUUAACCACUACAAAUUCAUACUCUACACAGCAUUUUAACAAGCCCAAAUGCUAACAUUUCCUUAUUCCCCCAAACACUACAGUUUUUAUUUACUAACAAACUACAAAAAGAAAAGAAAAAAGAAUACCAACAAGGAUUCAAUAAAGAAAAGUUUUAUAGUAUUUGGACCUGUUCACAUAAAGAUAUAUAAUAGGCUUGGAGAUGAGCAAGGAAACAAUGCCUUUAAUUCUCAUUAACAAGGUGUAUGUACCCCAACCUUGCACAUAAAGACCAUAAAAUGAUUUUAAUGCAACUAAAUGUAUUCCCAGGUCUAAAGUGUACGUGGCUCAAGAACUGGGCACUGGGAUAAUUUCCUUGGGUACAGAUGAAACAGUUCUCAGUUGAAGUCUUUGAAUCUUUAGAAUUAUAUAUCCCUUGCUGAUGAAA